Syzygium oleosum is the source of this 773-nucleotide messenger RNA. Its product is annotated as putative E3 ubiquitin-protein ligase RING1a. The coding region runs from base 121 to 705 and encodes 194 amino acids. Lineage: Eukaryota; Viridiplantae; Streptophyta; Magnoliopsida; Myrtales; Myrtaceae. The record is from RefSeq and is a predicted model, not a curated record. The transcript has 6 exons.
UUCUGUGAGCUUUUCGGCUUUGAUCUCUGCGGGGGUGGGAGAGAGAGAGAGAGAGAGAGAGAGCGAGAGAGAGCGUCUCUCGUUCUCUUCUCCGUCAGCUCCUCCAUCCGACUACGAACAAUGCGAACUCGAAAACGCCCUCGCAAACCUUCGGACGGCGACGUCGCGCGCCGCGACGGCACGACCCACCAUGGGGAACCGCCUCAGGAUGAUCAUGAAUUUCAUCGGAGCUCUUCGUCCCGUGACUUGGACAAGGACGGUUAUGUUCAGGUGGAAUUGGCUGAAAUAAGGGAAAAACUGCAAUGCCCGAUAUGUCUAGGAAUCAUACGGAAUACAAGGGCAGUAAAGGAAUGCUUGCACCGUUUCUGCCAAGAAUGCAUUGCCAAAUAUAUGCUGCUGGGGGGUAAUGAAUGCCCCGCUUGCCACGAGCAUUGUGGCAGUGAUGCUCUCCGUGCUGAUCCAAGAUAUGAUGCUCUGAUAGAAGCAUUUUAUCCUGAUGUUGUCAAGUCUAAGGAAUUUGCUUUUCAUGUUAUUGUUGCUGAAGACUUGACUCGCAAUUCUUCUGAGAAGGCUACCAACACUGAUGCCGAUCAUGUUGCCUCGCUUCACAACACGUUUGUUCCUGCCCCAAUUCCUUUGGCAGAGCAUAGUAAUAAUUCAUCGAUACUGACUUGUAUUUGUGCACUUCGUCAUUGUACUUACUGAUAUUUCUUUCGUUUUGACGGAUCUAAAUGUCAGUCUUCCAUCAAUUGGAGUCAAUGUCAGCAUGUCUG